This is a messenger RNA of Scatophagus argus, 2160 nucleotides long. It is a transcript of the gene lmbr1, whose product is annotated as limb development membrane protein 1. The coding region runs from base 267 to 1643 and encodes 458 amino acids. Gene Ontology annotation, molecular function: transmembrane signaling receptor activity. Gene Ontology annotation, biological process: signal transduction. Lineage: Eukaryota; Metazoa; Chordata; Actinopteri; Scatophagidae. The record is from RefSeq and is a predicted model, not a curated record. The transcript is spliced from 17 exons.
AUUUGCUUCCUCCUGUUCGCAGUCCUUUACAUCGUGUCCUACUGCAUCAUAACGAGGUACAAGAGGAAGAGUGAUGAUCACGAAGAUGAAGACGCUGUUGUCAACCGAAUAUCGAGAAUGGAUGUUAGUAAGCAAAUACAAGUAAAGAAAGGUCAGUAAAGGAAAAAAAUUAUGAAGUACAAUACAUUUCAGUUGACUAAGAUGAUCAACAGAUAAUUUAACUGCACAUAUGUUUGUAAUCAUUUAAGUUGUGUUUUCUUGCCAGAAUGACAAACAUUCUCUGGUUUCAGCUUCUAGGUUGUGAGGAUUUUCUGCUUGUCGAUUUUUAUAUCGUAGUGAGAUUAUACUUGUGCACCUUCACCCUGGCAGUGUCGGGUGGUGCUGUCUUCCUACUGCCUUUCUCAAUCAUUAGUAAUGAGAUCCUCCUGUCCUUCCCCAAAAACUAUUACAUUCAGUGGCUCAAUGGCUCCCUCAUUCACGGUCUGUGGAACCUGGUGUCACUGUUCUCCAACCUUUGUCUCUUUGUCCUGAUGCCUUUUGCCUAUUUCUUCUUGGAAUCUGAGGGAUUUGCAGGAUCGAAAAAGGGCAUUAAGGCACGUAUUCUGGAGACCUUUGUGAUGCUCUUCCUGCUGGCUCUGCUCAUCUUGGGCAUCGUGUGGGUUGCAUCAGCACUCAUUGACAAUGACGCAGCCAGUAUGGAGUCACUCUAUGAUCUUUGGGAAUUUUACCUGCCCUACCUCUACUCCUGCAUAUCUCUGAUGGGAGGACUGCUGUUGCUCAUGUGCACUCCCGUGGGAUUAUCCAGGAUGUUCACUGUCAUGGGCCAGUUACUGGUGAAGCCAACAAUCCUGGAGGACCUGGAUGAGCAGAUUUACUGCAUCCAUUUGCAGGAGGAAGCCCUUCAGAGGAGAUUAAACGGAUCGUCCACACACUCUUAUACUCGAGGAAGCUUUACUCACCAGCUCAACAAAGAGCUGGACAAUAUUAGAAACCAGAGGAAUAAAUUGGAGAGAAGAAAGAAAGCAUCGGGUUGGGAGAAGAACUUGCUGUAUCCCAUAGUGAUGUUGAUCCUGCUCACAGGAACGACAAUCUCAGUUCUUAUGGUGGCACUGAAUAUCCUCUAUCUUCUAGUGGAUGAGACUGCCAUGCCCAAGGGAUCCACGGACAGAGGCAUUGGAAACGCCUCUCUGUCCACUUUUGGUGUGGCUCAGGCGGCCCUGGAGAUCAUCCUCAUGUUCUACUUGAUGGUGUCCUCGGUUGUUGGCUUCUACAGCCUGCGAGUCUUUGAGGCACUCACUCCCAGGAAGGAUGACACAACCAUGACAACGAUCAUUGGUUGCUGUGUGUCCAUCUUGGUCCUGAGCUCAGCCCUGCCAGUGAUGUCCAGAACUCUUGGUAUCACCAGGUUUGACCUCUUGGGAGACUUCGGGAGAUUUAAUUGGCUGGGAAACUUCUACAUUGUCCUUUCAUACAACCUGCUAUUUGCAGUCGUGACGACACUCUGUCUUGUACGAAAAUUCACCUCGGCCGUACGAGAAGAGCUUCUGAAGGCUUUAGGUCUGGAUAAAUUGCAACUGUCAAACAGCCCCACAGACCCUGAAUCUGGGAAGCUCUCGGCCAACGGGCAUCAGAAAACUUUGUGAAAGGGACGAUAUAUCAACACACACACACGCACACACACACACCUUAGCACAGCCAAAGGGAGAUUUCCACAAUACUGCCUGACUGCUGAAAGGUGAAAGGGAUUGGAAGGAACUUAAUAAACCCAGGCAGUGUCUGACGGAUGCUGCAAAUGGAGGCUGAGAGCAAUUUAGCUUCGUGACAUUCCAUCCUCUGUGUCUCGGAUGGAAGCUGGGACAGAGCCAGGGAUGAGACUGGGGAGUGAAAUAGACUGGCAUCACUGCAGUGACCUUGAUGUUGACCUCAACCGUGACUGUGACUUUAAACCACCCAUCUCUUGCUUCAGGGGCACCCCCCCCUACCCCCACAGCAUUGCUGUCUUGUUUUUCUCUUACAGCUUCGUCACCACUGCACAAGACAAAAACCCGAGGAUACGGCAGGUGAAACAGUGCUCCUUCUGUCUGAGAGGUGGGUGUGUCCCCCCCCAUCACCUCACUUUUCCUCUGUGUUCGGUAAAUAACCCCCCAAUCCAGUUAGACU